AUGCUUCACUCUAUUUUUGAUUGUUUUUCACUCAAUUCCCAUCUCAAUCGCUCUCCUCGCCUCACUAGCCUCUCGCGCGUCCACUCUCGCCUAUCCUCUCUAACGGUUCCUCAUCUUCUCAGACCUACACCGAUCUCUCUUGCGCAUCUCUCCUCCCGUCCGACUCUACCAUCUCUCCCUCCUCAUCGAUCAGUACCCUUGCCCUUCUCCAUCCUUACGACCGCCCGCCCUCCCGACCGCGAGUCUGCACCACCUCGGCAGCGGGGCACCACCGCACCACCUCGAGCCCGCCCAACGCCCGGCGUUGCCCACUCGCUCGACUCGGGCUCUCUAAUCUGCGCUGCCUCGCUCACGGCUCGUCACUCGUACUCGUCUCGUUCGGCCUCCCUCCCUCCCUCCACCUCCUCCUCCUGCUCGUGCCCGCACAAUGGAAAUGACCCUCUCCUUCGCUUAAUGUCGUUCGUUGGCCCUUCUGCUCGCUCCCCCUCGCCUCUGUCUCCACUCGAUUCCUCCUCCUCCUCCUCCUCCUCUUCUUCCUUCCUGCCUUCCCUUCCUUCCUUCUCCGCCUGUGCUCCCCUUUCUCUGCUCCUCCUCCGCUCUCUUUACCUCCCCCACCACCAUCGCCUGUCUCCCUCUCUGCUCUUCUGUCUCCCCGUCUUCUCUCCCGGAGUCCCCACUUUGCUUCUUCCCUCCUCCUCCUCCUCGUCCCUCCCCCCUCCCCUCACCUCGACCCCUGCCUGCCUGCCUGCCUUCCUUCCUUCCUUCCUUCCAGUCCAUCGCCCCGGCCUGCCCUGCCCUGCCCCGCCUUCGGUGGGCUUGGCUGGCACUCCCGCCCGGCUGGCCGCCUCGGCGAGCGAGCGGACGGACCGACCCCGACUCCCCGACCCUACCAGCGAUCUGGGCAGCCUCGGAGGCGAUGGACGCAAGGGGUGCAGGGCAGGGCAGUGCAGCGACUGCAGUCCCCGCCCCGAGAACAAAACAAAAGCCCCGGCGCCGACCUCUGCCGAGACCUAA
Marchantia polymorpha subsp. ruderalis is the source of this 1014-nucleotide messenger RNA. The record is from the annotation of a GenBank genome assembly. Lineage: Eukaryota; Viridiplantae; Streptophyta; Marchantiopsida; Marchantiales; Marchantiaceae.